AUGCCCAGUCGAUGUCAGGCAUGCCGAGAUCUGGACAUUUGGCGAGCCACGGACCGGCUUCCGGGGUACACACUAUCUGCUCUGGUAGACGGUGUCGUACUCGCCCGGCUACGAACUUUUGAGGACCCCAAGGACUGCGAUUUAUGUCAGCUCUUCUCCAAGCUGUACGUCGACAUCGAUCCGGCAGCAUCCGGCUCGGUUCACACGGCGGAAUUACGAGCUUUCCCACUCGUGCCGCACAUCGCUUUGCGAUCGCACAGGCAAGGGUUCUGGAAAGGGGACAAGAGUUACUUGUUCGAAUCAGAAGAUCUGACCGACUUCUUCCUUGCCGUGGUUCCGGCGGAUUUCACCCACACAGGGGGCAGAGACAACUCACGACUGGAGAAGCUUGUGGCCAAGCAGGGCCUCGUAAUGUGGCAUCGUGAAAUUCAGAAGAAUACACGCAUCUUCUCCCCACGAAUAGUCACGCCUCAAUUUAACCCCCGAGUUGUCGUGGAGUGGCUGGACUGCUGCACAAAACAUCACACAACUUGCCAUCGCGGGCAAGGCGCUCUGCCGAAUAUGAAACUCAUCGACUGCGAAAGCCGGAGAGUCAUCACAGUAGAGUCUUUGCCCGACGAUGGGCACCCAGAAUACGUUGCCCUGAGUUACGUAUGGGGAAAGAGUACGAGUAGCCUCCUGGAGUUCACGGACACGGGAACGUCAUUACCCAGGAAUCCACCACAGGUGAUCGAAGAUGCCAUGAAGGUCACAACAGCACUUGGCUAUCGGUACAUCUGGGUCGACAAGUACUGCAUCGACCAGCACGAUAGCGGCAAGAAACACGAGCAAAUCAUGCACAUGGACUUCGUGUAUCAGAAUGCUGCACUUACAAUAGUUGCAGCAGCCGGAGACGACGAGACGCAUGGUUUGCCAGGGGUUUCGACAGAAAGGCCAUCACAGCAGAGCUUCUUCCCACACGAACGAUUCAACCUUCGCUCAGCUCUUCCGUCACCUCAACAAAAUAUUCUGAAAUCGCGAUGGGCAACGAGAGGCUGGACGUACCAGGAGGCUGUCCUGUCGAGCCGACGUCUUGUCUUCACCCAAGACCAGCUUUACUUCGAAUGCAGCUCUAUGAACUGCCACGAGAGUCUACGCAUAUCUUUCGACGCGUUAUAUCGGAAGCGGAGAUCCCAUCUCGACGACUACAUUGGCCGCUCUCUCUUCGGAUCUGAACAUCUAACACACCGCACCGGGAAUUACGAUGAGACGUCCAGACUGAACAAGUUCGUUGCUUAUCUGCAGUGCGCUGAGCAGUACUCGAGGCGAGUAUUGAGUUUCGACGAAGACGGCAUGAAUGCUUUUGGUGGGAUUAUCAAGCGGCUAGAGUCGACAACAGACUUCCCGGUGCGACAAGUCUGGGGUAUCCCGUUUUUCCACCCGAAAGACGACAUACUUGCUUCUGUUGGCAAUGUGGACUAUUCAGGGUAUCUUCUGGCAGCUCUCUCUUGGAGACAUGAACUGUACAAGCCCACGAGGAGACGCAAGCAAUUCCCUUCGUGGUCCUGGACUGGGUGGGAAGGUUCAGUAACGUGGCCAAGACCGUUGGACUCUCACAGCAUCAGCAGCUCAGAAGACUUUGACAUGGCCAGUGUUCAGCUACACCUUGAAGACGGUACCACAGUUUCCCUGUCCGGCCUUGACCCGCGAAGUCCUGGUCUAAACUUCUCUCAGCCGAGGGCGCUUCUUAUCCACACAUUUGCCGUUCCUCGGACUGCUUUUAUCUCCGAUGGUUCCAUUCACAGCAUGCGGCUUGCUAAUGGAGGAGAAGUUCGACUCUACCCCAGCAAGGAAGACCUGGACGCCCCAAAAGUGCUCAAGAGGAUUCAAACCGGACGCUACGAGGCCAUCAGACUGGGCACCAUCAACGACGACGCCUACAUGAUGCUGAUUAAGUGGUAUCGCAACUCGGCAUACCGGAUCGGCACACUAGUUGUCAAUAAGUUCUACCUUACAUACUACGCGCCUGUAGCGAGAACGUUCAGAAUCAAAUAA
Messenger RNA from Colletotrichum karsti, 2034 nucleotides. RefSeq lists its product as uncharacterized. The record is from RefSeq and is a predicted model, not a curated record. The coding region runs from base 1 to 2034 and encodes 677 amino acids. The transcript has a single exon. Lineage: Eukaryota; Fungi; Ascomycota; Sordariomycetes; Glomerellales; Glomerellaceae.